Molecule: messenger RNA, 1264 nt
Organism: Symsagittifera roscoffensis
Lineage: Eukaryota; Metazoa; Xenacoelomorpha; Acoela; Convolutidae
Exons: 5
Coding region: 6-1205 (399 amino acids)
Cellular component (GO): cytoplasm
Molecular function (GO): calcium ion binding; glyoxalase III activity
Source: RefSeq, a predicted model, not a curated record
UGACCAUGGAUCAGAUAGCGGAUGAGUUGCGCCAAGCUUACAAGGCCAACAAAGAGAUCCUGGAUCACUUCAAAGAGGAUUAUGCUAAGAAGGAGAACCCUCUCUUCCAGGACUUCGUGGAGGAGCUGCUAUUUGUGAAAAGAAAUGUUGCCGGGGUCAUUCCAGCAGACCAGGAGCAGUUCAAUAGACUUCUGGAUAGAUUGUUUCAGUACCCUGUGACUUACUCCGAAUACUGCUCUGUUCUCUCUCACCUACCCGUGAACAAGUUCGGAUGGGGUCUCGACUCUUUCGCCAAACUCGACCUGGACAGCAACGGCAGCAUAUCGCCCAAAGAGGUUGAAGCCGCAGUAGGACAAAGCAAGAGGAAAAAAGAGAAGUUUGAAGCACUGGAGAAAAACAACGAUGGAAAAAUCUCACUGGCCGAAUUCCUUCACUGCUGGGAACACGAAGUCAAGGCCAAAACACUUCCAUACAAGGUAAUGAUGGUGGUGACGAACAACGCAGACCUUGGCACCACAGGGCGAAAGACAGGCUACUACCUACCCGAAGUGGCCCACCCAUACCACGUGUUCACAGAGGCAGGACUAGACGUUGUCUUCGUAUCCCCCCGAGGAGGCUAUGCCCCUAUGGACCCGAGCAGCUACGAGGCAUACAUGGAUGACUUGAUCUGCGCUAACUUCAUCGAGGAUCCAGAGAUACUACACAAGCUAGACAACACCCUCAAUCCGGCGAAUAUCGACCCCAGUAGCAUCAGCGUUGUCUUCUACGCGGGAGGUCAUGGUCCAAUGUGGGAUGUUGCUUUCAAUCGCGAGAUUGCCACAAUCGCUCGCCAGGUGUACAAGCACAACGCCGGAAUCAUAGGAGCCGUCUGCCACGGAACCUGCGGGCUCCUCCCAAUCACACUCAAAGCGGCAACUAAGCCGACACUCCUGGAGAACCGAAAAGUAACAUCGUUUACAAACGACGAAGAAGAAAUGGUCUUUAAUGAGGACACGUGGAAUAUCAUGAAUUUUAAGCUGGAGACAAAAUUAACCGAGGCAGGAGCAGAGUUUGUAAAGGGGGAACCUUUUGCAUGCAACGUUGUCAAUCAUAAAGGAAUAGUUACGGGACAGAAUCCUCAAUCGUCAACAAAAUGCGCUCAGGUCAUUGUGGAAGAACUAGCCGCGAAAAUCGCCAACAAGGAUGCAUUCAAUAAACUUCUUUGAAUUUUAUAUCAAAAUAUAAAUCUAUGCGUGUAAAACUCAAAUUGAAUGUUUGAUCACAA